AUGGCGGCGGGCGAGCUGCAGGAGCUGCGGGCGCUGGUGGAGCGGGCGGGCGGGCGGCAGGCCGUGCUGCUGGUGGCCGAGGUGGCCGAGGGGGUCCCGGCGGCGGCCACGCUCGCCGCCUUCGCCCGCGACCUGCUGGGCGACGAGGCGGCGGCGGGGCCGGUGCCGGGGCGCCGGUGGCGGCAGGCGGGCGGGCGGCGGGCGCUGCGGGCGCGGCUGCUGCUGGUGCUGUGCCGCGGCGGGGCGGCGCGGGGCCGCGGGGCUCGGGCGCGGCUGCGGGAGCUGCUGCGGGACGUGCGCGGCCGCCUGCCCCCCGCCCCGCCGCCCGCCGUCGUCGGGGUCCUCCUGCCCGGGGCCGACCGGGAGGACGCGGCGGCGCUGGAAGCCGCGCUGCGGCGGCAGUUCCCGGCGGGGGGCACCGUGCAGGCGGCCCGGUACCGCCCCGGCAGCCCCGCCGCCUGCCGCGCCGCCGCCUGCCGCGCCCUGCGCGCCGCCCUGCAGCAUCCCGCAGAAGAGGGGAAAAACAAGGGGAGGUGGAGGCUCCCAUCUUUUCUGCGGUGCAUUUCUUGGAGCAGGAGAAGCCACAGAAAAGAUCAUGAAGCAAAAGCUGCAAACCACGUUCAUGAAGAUGACUUGCAGGACCCUGAGGAAGAAGUGGCUUUAACCUUUCUGUCUCCCAAUGGAAAUUGUGAAGAAGCUGCUGGAGACACAGGCACCUAGAGUUGCUGGAUGCCCAGCACAGUCCAUGUCCUGGAUCUGCCCAUGGAUUUGGAGCAGUGGGAAGAGGAGCUGGUGCAUGCCCACUCACCCUCUCCUCCAAGGACCCACAGCUCUGAGGAAAAGCUGCUUGGCUUAAGUCGCCCAGGUCUUCUGUAGCCAACAGCCUUGAAAUCUGUGGCAGAGGGCACCCUGCUGCCUGGGGGCGCCUGGAGCUGCCAAUGGACACUGGGCUUCUGAGAAGCUCUUUGGGGAUGUAUCUCAAGAUGAUAUGGGGACUUUGGAUGUGAAAUGCAGCCACCUGCUUGAAGAAAGGGGAACACUUCCUAAUUCUGAGCGAAGUUCCCUGCUGAGGUUGCCAGGGCUGUCCUCCCUGGCAAAUAGAUUCUGCUGCCUUGCGAUCCUGCUUUAUUGCUGCUUUGAAGUUCCCACCCUCCAUCUGACCAGAAAAAAACAAAACAAAACAAAAAAAAAACCAACACAGUGGCACGGAGACUGCAGUGAGACUAAAUAUGAGGUCUCGGAUCUACCAGCUGCUGAAAAGGCUUGAAUGAAACUGUAUAAGGUGAAGAAAUGCAAUAACAGCCUACUGGGAGUAGCAAGAGUAACACAAAAGAUACUGAUAGUAACGCAGCUGGAGCAGAGUUUGGUUUGGAGCAGGAUCCAUCCCUCUGGCUUGUCCUGGUGCUCAUAGAUUGACUGGGGAACCUGGAGAGAGUGGCAGAUGGACACCAUGGCGUGGCUGAUGCUAGAUGGGGUUAUAGGAGAGGCCCCUCUUACCUGGGAUGUCUUCACAGCCAUGCCGUGGCAGGUCUUGGAGGUGGCCUGCAGCGUUCCUCUCAACAAGAUGUGGCUGCUUCACGAAUAAAUAUAAUAGUGCAAAAAUAAUCUAUUUAAGUAGCCCCAAAGGCCUGCCUGUAGCCUGUGAGGCAACACAAUUUAUUACAAAUCCUUAGUUUAUGAGGAAUAUUAUUAUAAUGGUAGGAAUACAUUUUUUAUUUUUACUUUAAUGUGAAAUAAAACAAGUCUCAUUUUAUUUUUA
Messenger RNA from Cuculus canorus (common cuckoo), 1759 nucleotides. It is a transcript of the gene C9H2orf72, whose product is annotated as chromosome 9 C2orf72 homolog. The record is from RefSeq and is a predicted model, not a curated record. Lineage: Eukaryota; Metazoa; Chordata; Aves; Cuculiformes; Cuculidae. Bases 1 to 720 code for a protein of 239 amino acids. The transcript has 3 exons.